Arachis stenosperma is the source of this 549-nucleotide messenger RNA. RefSeq names its product chitin-binding lectin 1-like. Lineage: Eukaryota; Viridiplantae; Streptophyta; Magnoliopsida; Fabales; Fabaceae. Bases 1 to 549 code for a protein of 182 amino acids. The record is from RefSeq and is a predicted model, not a curated record. The transcript has 3 exons.
AUGACUCCAUCCUCUGUCGCCUUUAAGUUUCAUCAACAAAGACAAGCUGAAGUUGUUGCUGCCACCGCUGCUGCUAGAUACUCCCCCUAUGAGACUUUGUCCGUGGUGAACUUAGAGAGGGACGUACUGUUGAAGAAAGUUCGACUUGUCGCCCAAAUGGGGCUGAGGUCAGCUACCAUUUGCUGCCUGGGAAGAGGAGGAAGGGGGAAGAAGGGGAAGGGUAAAGGUUGCUACUCCACAUCGCCGCCGCUGUUCCACGCUGCCGUCGCUACUCCUCGCCGCCACUGCUGCUUCCUCGCCACUGUUUCUUUCUUCCUCAGCACACACCCUUGCCCUCGUCGCGAUUUGCAUCCCCGCCGACCACCACAACACCCUCCUCGUCACGAUUUGCAGCCCGCCACUACCGCAUCGCCGUUCUCGUCGCAAUUUGCGGCGUCACCACCACUGCCGCAACCCUUUCCACGCGAUUCGCCACCACCACCGCAGCUCUCCUCCCCUUGCGAUUCGCAGUUCACCGCCGUAGCCCCUCCUCCCCCACCACCGCCGUAG